Chenopodium quinoa (quinoa) is the source of this 946-nucleotide messenger RNA. Its product is annotated as early light-induced protein 1, chloroplastic-like. The record is from RefSeq and is a predicted model, not a curated record. The coding region runs from base 146 to 736 and encodes 196 amino acids. The transcript has 2 exons. Lineage: Eukaryota; Viridiplantae; Streptophyta; Magnoliopsida; Caryophyllales; Amaranthaceae.
ACUUCACUUGCAUACUUCAUCAAAUUAAAGAAUCAUACACAACUUUCUUUGAUAAAGCUUUGUGCAACUUUCUUACUUGCUUGUUCAAUUUUUUGAAGUUGGUUACUUGAUUUUUCAAAGUUAGAUACAAAGUUUGUUGACUAUAAUGGCAAUGUCUAUGCAAGUGCAAGCCCUUCUAUCCAACCCCGUUGGCGCUUUUGCUAAUGGGUCUUCCAAAAUUUCUCCUCUAGGGUUUAACCCUCGGAUGGGAAAGCGAGUUAAUUUUGGGGUGAAGUGUAUGGCCGAGGAGAAGGCUGAGGGUCAACCAAAGGUUGACUCCGGUUUGCCCAAGUCAGACCCUAGCGUAUCAUCACCCACCCCGACCCCACCCCCUAGGCCUCAGCCUAAAAGGGUAAGCACAGACUUCACAGACGUAUUCGCCUUCAGCGGCCCUGCACCAGAAAGGAUCAAUGGACGUCUAGCCAUGAUCGGUUUCGUGGCCGCAGUAGCCGUAGAAUUAUCACAAGGCACAGACUUGUUUUCUCAGAUAUCCGACGGUGGAGCACAAUGGUUCCUAGGAACCAGCAUUCUAUUAUCAGUAGCGUCACUGGUGCCGUUGUUCAAAGGUGAGCGAGCAGAAGCAAAGACAAGUGGGUUUAUGAACGCAAACGCCGAGCUAUGGAAUGGUAGGAUUGCUAUGUUAGGUCUUGUUGCCUUGGCUUUCACUGAGUUUGUUAAAGGUGGAGCACUUGUUUGAGGAAACUCAGCAUUUUUGAGUGUAAUAGUUUGAAAAAAUUUAUAAUUUUAUCAAAGUUUUGUACAUAUGAAGUUAAUUAUUAUGGGAUGUUUACAGUUUAGGGAGCUGAUUAGGUUAUUGUGAAAUGUAAUGUACUCCUAUGAUGAUAAUUAUCUAUGUUAUCAAAAAUUAAUAGCAAUCGAAGAUUCAAAGUAACUAUUGUUUACUAAA